Messenger RNA from Cucumis melo (muskmelon), 1035 nucleotides. RefSeq lists its product as uncharacterized. NCBI's taxonomy places the organism in Eukaryota, Viridiplantae, Streptophyta, Magnoliopsida, Cucurbitales, Cucurbitaceae. The transcript has 3 exons. The record is from RefSeq and is a predicted model, not a curated record. Bases 173 to 736 code for a protein of 187 amino acids.
UUUUUAUACUUUAUUUAAAAGAAAAAAAAAAAAAAAAAACCGUGAGCCCCAUGAAGUCAGAAAAGGGCUUCACUUUGCUUUCCCAAAUUCUCACAAUCCCUUAAUUUUCAACCGAACUUCACUCCCCACCUUCGAUCUUCCAAUUUCCACUUGAUUCUCAACUUGCUUUGCCAUGAAAAGGGCAAUGCCAUGGAGUGAUGAAGAGGACAAUUCCUCAUCUUUAUCACAGUCGGAUUCAGACGGCGAUGAAGAUAAUGGCGAGACAAAAGCCAGCUUUCGAGUUAAAGGUGGCCGUUCCUCUAAAGAAAAAGACACUGAAGUCAAAUCUGGAGGAAAGCGGAAAAGUGUUGCUGUGGACUUCGAUACAUUGCAACGCCAUGGCUACAGAGGUGGUCCAUCAGUCUUGAAAGUACCACCUCCAAAGGAGAAUGAGAAGCAAGAUUGGUCAUGGUCUACUGGCAGGGAAACUCGGGAAAACAGAGAAACCGAAGAAUCAUAUGAAGAGAGACAGAAAACAAGGGCUGCAUUAGAAAAUGGGGAGCAGCUGCUAACAGCACAAACUCGGAAGGAGAAAGAGAGGGAGAAGGAGAAGGAGAGGGAGAAGAAGAAUGUUUCCUUCUCCCAAAAGGAAAAGAGGAAAAGAGAGCUUGGUCAAGCAAGCAGGGGGAAAAACUAUGUUGAAGAAGAAAAGAGAAUGUUGAGGGAAAGCGGCAUCUACUCAGGUUUUGAUACUUGACCAUCCAUUGCAACUAACUUAUUAUUUACCCAGAAAAAAGCAGCUGAGAGGAACUGAAGUUGAUGCACUGCAAAAUGUCGGACAAAUGUUAUUCGUUGAGGUUCAGUCCCCAUAUGUAGAGGCAACUAUCAUCUGCAUGGAUUUAAGGUGCAUAUGAAAAUUGUGUAUAGCUGAUUUUGUACCAUUUUUACUGGGUGUUCAGUUGCGUCAAGAAUGAUGUUUUUUAUGGUCAUGGAUAAAACAGCUUCAGUAACCCAACAGUUGUAUAUGACGGUGAAAGAAGAACUUGGAUUUUUAAA